Molecule: messenger RNA, 345 nt
Organism: Dromiciops gliroides (monito del monte)
Lineage: Eukaryota; Metazoa; Chordata; Mammalia; Microbiotheria; Microbiotheriidae
Product: translation machinery-associated protein 7
Exons: 1
Coding region: 20-214 (64 amino acids)
Source: RefSeq, a predicted model, not a curated record
AAGCCGAGCAGCUUGCACGAUGUCGGGUCGCGAGGGUGGUAAGAAGAAGCCUCUGAAACAGCCCAAGAAGCAAACCAAGGAAAUGGAUGAGGAAGAUAUAGCUUUCAAACAAAAACAAAAAGAAGAACAGAAAAAACUGGAAGAGUUAAAAGCAAAAGCUGCUGGGAAGGGACCACUUGCCAGUGGUGGAAUUAAGAAAUCUGGCAAAAAGUAGACAUUCCUGUGUAGAUAAGAUGGUGAUUCCUUUUGGUUUCUUUCUUGCUUUGUGACAUCUGCAUUUCCUACUUCAACAUCUGUUGCCACCUGCAGUCAAGAUUGUGUCAUCUUAGUCUAUUGUACAUUGUA